Amphimedon queenslandica is the source of this 1598-nucleotide messenger RNA. RefSeq lists its product as uncharacterized. The record is from RefSeq and is a predicted model, not a curated record. Gene Ontology annotation, molecular function: GTP binding. Bases 222 to 1463 code for a protein of 413 amino acids. The transcript has 3 exons. NCBI's taxonomy places the organism in Eukaryota, Metazoa, Porifera, Demospongiae, Haplosclerida, Niphatidae.
UAGCAACAAAGAAGCAUCAACAGACCUACAAUAUCUUUCCAAACAUGCAUCUUAUAGUGCCUCCUAUUUUGUCAUAAUUAAUUGUUAGUUGGCCAUAAAGGCUUAGUUUACUCUAAUUAUUCGUUUUCAAAAUUUAUUUAUUAAAAGUGACUGUGGCGAAUUUUUAGAAGAAUUAUGAAAGUAAUAGUAAGAAGGAUAAAACAUCAUCCAGAAGCCUGAAAAUGUUUGAGAACAAAGAUGAGAUGAAGAUAGUUGUGGUUGGUUGUAGCGGCAGUGGAAAAUCAUCAUUGAUAAAUAAAAUGCUGAGUGAGAGAAAUAUAACGACAGUUGGUAGACCAGAUGAUCAAAUUGGUCAUGAUCCAGUUGAAAAGUACAGAUGUAAAGUUGGAGAAAUAGAUGUCACGAUAUAUGAUACACUAGGAUUCAGUGAUCCUUUAAUAACUGGCCGAAAAAGUAAUAGUAAGAAGGAUAAAACAUCAUCCAGAAGCCUGAAAAUGUUUGAGAACAAAGAUGAGAUGAAGAUACUUGUGGUUGGUCAUAACGGCAGUGGAAAAUCAUCAUUGAUAAAUGAAAUGCUGGGUGGGAGAAAUAUAGCGACAGUUGGUAGACCAGAUGAUCAAAUUGGUCAUGAUCCAGUUGAAAAGCACAGAUGUAAAGUUGGAGGAAUAAAUGUCACGAUAUAUGAUACACGAGGACUCAGUGAUCCUUUAAUAACAGACCAAAGUACAAUGAAUGCAAUCGUUGAUGGAAUUGAAUCUAUAGACAUUGUACUUAUAUGUCACAAGCUGUAUGAUAGGAUUGACGAUGCAACCGUAAAAGAGCUUAAGGUCCUAGUUGGCAACAUGCAUGAUGAUUUGAUUGAUCUGUCUAUUCUUGUUUUUACAUUUGGAGAUGAAUAUCAAAUAAGAUGUGAUCCUGUGCAUGAAUCAGAAGAAGAAAUAAAAGAAAAUAUGAAAAUCCAGCAACAUGAAAUUCAACGCAAAUUCAAAGAUGCUAUGAAGAAAAAUGGUAUCAAUGAAAAAGUUGCUGACAGAGUACCAAGCUGCAUAACAUGUGGAAAAAGAAAUCGUUAUGGAGAGCAAAAGGAGUUACCUACAAGUGAUAACUGGGUUGAUGACCUUUGGAAGCUAUGUGAGGAGCGAUGUAAACCUGAAGCAAGACCGUUUGUUUGUUCAAUGAGAAAUACCGUUGUCAAUGCAUUAAUGAUGGGUGGGCUAGGUGGAGGUACUGUUGGAGCUGUUGUUGGUGGCAUUGCUUCAGGAAUUCAAGCAGGUGCUACUCUUGGUACUGUAGUUACACCAGGACUUGGUACCUUAGCCGGAGCUGUUGUUGGAUUUGUUGCUGGAGGAAUCGUUGGUGGGAUUUCUGGUACUAAUGAUACUGCAGGUAUUGGUAUUGCAGGAAUUGGAGCUCGAGUUGCAAAUAUUGUAAUUGGUAAGAAGUUUAAUGAAGGCAAUGACUGAAAAAAUCUCAAAACUAUUUGUGUUAGCUAUGUGUGUAUUUAGAGUUAGUUUAGUAAUAGAUUUUGUCAGUUUAAUAAUAACAAUUGUAAUGUUCCUUUAAGUUAAAACAUUUUAAGUCUUUUUUCCAUUACUGCA